AUGGAGAAUUACGAAGAAGCUUUCAACUGCAGCCGAGAAAACAUCAUCAACCGACUCGUGGAUUCCAUCCACAAGCUCGAGGAGUUCCCCAAUCUGUUCAACGAGGUUGCCGCCGACAUCCAACUUGCGGCAAGCCUACUCGAGAACAACAUCAAGGGCAAUGGCAAGCUCGAAGCCUCUCGCCAAGGCAGCGACGUGCCCACUUGCUUUGAAGCUCGGUGUGACAUGCUUCGAGACGCCAUUAACCGACAGGGCUCAUUACUCGCUGGUCGCUCCCACCUUGUCGCCCACACUUGUACCGCGUUGGAUUAUCUUCGAAUUCAGGUUGGUAGACUGACCCUUCGAUCGCAGGUGAACGACUCUUAUGCAGAGCUGAUGGAGGCAUCUGCUGCUUCACGGGUGUCUAAGGCAGUGACUCGCCAGCCGUUGAAGAAUGAGGUUGAGGAGGGUCAGCUUAAGGAGCUUGAGAAGACUUUUGACAUGUUGAACCAGGUGUUCCCUAACUGCAGCUGCAAACAGUGCACUAAGCGCCGGCUUGUUACGCGCUCUUGA
This is a messenger RNA of Penicillium cataractarum, 552 nucleotides long. RefSeq lists its product as uncharacterized. The transcript has a single exon. Lineage: Eukaryota; Fungi; Ascomycota; Eurotiomycetes; Eurotiales; Aspergillaceae. The coding region runs from base 1 to 552 and encodes 183 amino acids. The record is from RefSeq and is a predicted model, not a curated record.